Messenger RNA from Racocetra persica, 1494 nucleotides. The record is from the annotation of a GenBank genome assembly. NCBI's taxonomy places the organism in Eukaryota, Fungi, Glomeromycota, Glomeromycetes, Diversisporales, Gigasporaceae.
UGGAAGAACGUGUCGUAACACCUAACAAAGAUCAAGCCUUACCUUCAAACCAUUCUCCAGUGCAAGAGCCAGAAUCCUACUCUCCUUCACGUGAACGAAUUCAACAAGAUCAUAUCCAUUCUCCAAUGCCACAAAGACUCCACUCCCCAAUUUCUCCGAUACAAGAUUACGAUUACCCUCAGGUUCAGAAACAAGUUCAUGAACCUAUAUAUGCCGAAAUUAUAGAAUCCACAAUAUCUGAUUACUAUCCUAGUGACAAUCAGUCUGGUUGGAAUAUAUUAGAUUUACAAAAUUUUAUUGACACUUCAAGAACUUUUGAUAUACUUACCAAACAACCCAGACCGCCAAGUUUACCUUUCAAACGAGAAGUAAUUCUCUAUGAUGAUGUCGUUAUUGAAGUUCCUGAGUAUGACAGUGAUGAAAGAUUUCAUGUACGUGCUCAUCUGUUCUUAUUGACCGAUCUCUUGUUGGUUUGUCAAAAAAUUGACAUAAAAGACCAACAAAAUACUCCUAAUUUUAAAUACUGGCUAAUGUAUCAACCGUUGAGCGGAAAACAUUUGUCUAUAAGGGAUAUAACUAUGUUGGAAUUAACUAUAAUGAGAGAUGAGACCAUUAUCAUCUUUCCUCAGUCAGAUAACAAGAAAGACAUUUGGUUAAAUGAAAUCUCCAAAGCGAUAAAGUUCGCUUCAGCCGGCAUUGUGAGGCCACAAGUCAAUACAGAUGUAAAAAAUUUGAAUUCAGCAGGCAGCAGUCCUAAUACAUUAUCAACAUCUCCAAACACGGGUGCUUCUUUAACACCUAAUAGCUUGAGGAGUCAAUCAAGGUCACCCACAAACUUGGGACUUUCACCUACAAAUUUGGGACUCUCACCCACAAACUUGGGACUCUCACCUACAAACUUGAGUCACUCACCUACAAACUUAGGACAUUCACCUACGAAUCUGGGAAAUUCACGCAUUGGUUCGUUUAAACCAGGGUUACCGGCAAAACCGAAUCAACAUCUCGGUUCACAAAAUGGACGAUCGCAAACCUUUGAUGUUCAACGUGAUGUUCAUCGUGAUUCCGGAGAAGAAUAUGACUAUAAACCUGCCAGUAACAAUUAUAAUCAAGUACAAGAUCGAAUAAGUGACCCGUCAUCUUCUAGUUCUAUAAAUCGUGCGCAAUUCAUGUCAUCUCUUAAACGUUCUAAUUCGAUAAGCUCUUUGAAAUCGGUUGCCAGUAUUGCAGUAAUGAGAGAGAUAAUCUAUGAAUCACCUCCUUGUAAAAUAUUCUGUUGGAUUAAUGGCAGCUGGAGUCCUUUGACAACAAAAGAUAUAUGUGCAGUAGAAGUACGAAUAACAACUAUGAAUAAAGGUUGUUGGGCUAUUUUAUUAAAAAACAGUAAUCGUAUGGUACUUAACGCUUGGAUUCAUCCUAAUACUACGAUAAACAGAGAUUCAGAAACUAAUAUUAGUGUUUCAUGUGACAUGGGAUUGAACAGAGAAUGGUUUGAAG